Austrofundulus limnaeus is the source of this 1004-nucleotide messenger RNA. Its product is annotated as trace amine-associated receptor 1-like. Bases 21 to 1004 code for a protein of 327 amino acids. Gene Ontology annotation, cellular component: membrane. The transcript is spliced from 2 exons. Gene Ontology annotation, biological process: G protein-coupled receptor signaling pathway. Lineage: Eukaryota; Metazoa; Chordata; Actinopteri; Cyprinodontiformes; Rivulidae. The record is from RefSeq and is a predicted model, not a curated record. Gene Ontology annotation, molecular function: trace-amine receptor activity.
UGAACUGAUGCUCUGUCAUUAUGGAAACAGGAGUCACUUCAAACAGAACUGAWGCUGUGACUCACAUCCAUCCCUGCUACGAAACAAAACAUUUCAGUUAUACGUUUACCACAACACCUUCUGUCGCGUGUGUGAUCUUAAACUGUUUUUUAACGCUUUUGUCUGUUGCCACAGUUUGUGGAAAUCUCCUUGUAAUAUUCUCUGUGUUUUACUUUAAACAGCUUCACACUCCUACUAACUUCCUCAUUCUGUCUCUGGCUGUGGCUGACCUGCUUAUAGGGAUCAUAGAAUUUCCUUUGGCCAUGGUACUUACCUUCAGCUUAUGUUUGCACCAUGAAGAAUUGUUUUGUAGGAUUCGAGAYGGCUUUGSUGUAUAUUUYUGUACAUGCUCUAUCUUACAYCUAUGUUGUAUUUCUGUWGACAGAUAUUAUUCAGUGUGUCGGCCAUUAUUAUAUAAAUCUAAAAUCAGUCCUCAUGUUGUUUUCUUCAUGAUUACUGUAAGCUGGGUUGGUUCUGCAUUUAUUGGUAUAGGAGCAUCUCCAAAAUCUAAACAAAAAUGUCAGGUAAAAUGUUUUAUUGAUGCUCUGAUGAAUAACGCAGUUGGACCAACUUUAUCAUUUUAUCUACCACUUGUCAUAAUGUUGUGUAUUUACCUAAAAAUUUACCUUGCUGCACAGAGACAGGCACGAACCAUCCAAAUUACAAUGAACUAUGGAGCAAAUGUCACCAAGAUGGAGAGAAAAGCCACUAAAACUCUUGCUAUUAUUCUGGGAGUGUUUAUUAUUUGCUGGACUCCUUUUUUUCUUUGUUUUACUCUGUUGCCUUUUACCAACAUUUCAGUACCAGUUCCUGUUCUUGAAGCACUUAUGUGCCUUUCACUGACAAACUCAGCAAUAAAUCCAUUUAUUUAUGCCUUCUUUUAUAGCUGGUUUAGAUCUGCUUUUAAAAUUAUUAUGUCUGGAAAAAUAUUACAAGGUGAAUUUGCCAAUACAAAGCUACAUUAG